UCCCUGCUGCUGGUCGUCACUGACUGAGCAGACAUGGCUGCUCUCAGUAAGAUAACCCACAGCUGCUACGAGAUCGGUCAUACCUGGAGCCCGUCGUGUGUGCAGUCCGCCGUGGAUGUAACCAGGGGUGCUCUGGAGGUCUCCUUCAAAAUAUACGCCCCUCUUUAUCUGAUAGCAGCAAUCCUCAGGAGAAGGAAGAAGGAUUACUAUAUAAAACGGCUUCUCCCUGAGAUCCUACAGUCUACCUCUUUCCUCACUGCCAAUGGAGGUCUCUACAUUGUUUUCUUCUGCAUUCUCAGGAAACUGUUGGGAGGGUUUUACUCCUGGUCUGCUGGGUUUGGCUCGGCACUGCCCGCCUCCUACAUUGCUAUCCUUGUGGAGCGCAAGAGCAGGAGAGGACUGCUGACAAUAUACAUGACAAAUCUUGCCACUGAGACCUUAUUCCGUAUGGCAGUGACAAGAGGGAUCAUCAAACCCAUUAAACACGGCGAGGUGCUCCUGUUCUGCAUUACUGCUUCUCUCUACAUGUUCUUCUUCAGGAAUAAAGAUGGUCUCAAAGGCUUUGCAUUCUCUGCAUUAAAGUUCAUCAUUGGAAAGGAAGAGCUUCCAUCUCACUCUGUCGUGGCAGAGCAGACUCACACAAGGCCCGAUGAGAGGACAGAUGCUGUAGAAACCGAUGAUGCACAGGCGCCUGCAGAAAGGCCAAAGCCCAGGAGGAAAACUCUGAUAGCCUACACCAGGGAACUGCUAGAAUCAAUAUGCAAACAUGGUCCAAGACACAGAUGUUGUAAACAUUACCAGGACAACUGCAUUUCCUACUGUGUAAAAGGUUUUGUCAGGAUGUUCAGUGUUGGGUACCUGAUUCAGUGUUGUCUUAAAGUGCCCUCAGCAUUCAGGCAGAUGUUCUCUAAACCCUCGCGGCUACCGUCUGUCUUCUACAACAAAGAGAACUUCCAGCUAGGGGCCUUUCUAGGUUCUUUUGUCAGUAUCUACAAGGGAACAAGCUGCUUGCUGCGCUGGAUGCGUGAUAUUGACGAUGAACUCCAUGCACUGGUAGCUGGCUUUCUGGCUGGAACCUCAAUGUUCUUCUACAAAAGCACGUCGAUAUCCAUGUAUCUCUUCUCAAAGCUGGUGGAGACUAUGUACUUCAAGGGCAUUGAGGCUGGCCGGUUCCCCUACUUUCCUCAUGCAGACACAGUCAUAUAUGCCAUCUCCACUGCUAUCUGUUUUCAAGCUGCUGUGAUGGAAGUGCAGAACCUCAGGCCUUCAUACUGGAAGUUUCUGCUGCGUUUAACAAAGGGCAGGUUUGCUCUGAUGAACCGACAGGUGCUGGAUAUGUUUGGGACUCAGGCCUCCAGGGACUUUAAAGGCUUUGUGCCCAAACUGGACCCACGUUACAUCACAGUGCCCAGCCAAACAGUGCUUCCACCAGGAGCCGACAUCCAACUGGGAUGACGUGGGACCAGGCUUUGCAAGGGGCUUUAGGGUUACCACAAUUGGAAAUGGACAGCUAGGCUGUUUUGUCUGACUGGCUUGUGGAUUUUUUUUUAAAGGUGUUAGCAGCUCAGAAGUGGUGGUGUUUUAUUAUGAAAUGGGAUCAUCUUUGGAGGAUGUAAAGGCCCCAAUAUCUGAACAAAGCAGGGUGUCCUGAGUGUCAAGUGUUGCAUAAGCCCACUUACUGCCAGGGAUUGAACACAUACAGGUAACUGGUAAAAUAAAUUAAACACAUACAUUCAUAACUACUAUGCCCUAGUAGUUAUGUAGGUUCUGCUCUAUUAAAACUCAGUAGUAAAAGGCAAAUACUAAUAAGAAAGCCAUCUAAAUGAGGAACAUAAAUCAACUGAUUCUUUUAUAUAUAUUUCUUUGACAAUUUGCAUCUUACAGGAUGACAUUAACGUGUUAUAUAAUUUAUAGAUGGUAGAGGUAAGGGUCAUACUGAAUUAGUUCACAAAUCACCAAAAAAACUAACGUGGUUUGUUGGGAUCAAAAAAUGAUUCAGGAUGCAACAUUCCUUAAAUGAUUGUGUUUCUUCAUUUUACAUGUUACCUGUUAUUUGCUUGCUUGCUUUCGUGUCAGGGGGAAACUCACUUAUGUUUUUGUAACAGGCACAAUGACACCUGUAUUUGACUGAUUUAAGAGGAGCAAGAAUUCAAGAUUAUUACUCCUAGAUAAUUUCUCAAUGUGUACUUUUCAAGAAGAUCGGUGCAAUUGGUGAGAGCUAGAAUUAUGUAAUCUUAUCAAUAUUUUAAUCCGUAGUAGACAAUGAGAGGUGUAUUCAAAUUUAUGAUGUAAAAAGAACAAGUGGUAAGUAAACAGAUGAUUUCACAAAUUCAGUGAUAUUUGAAUGCAAGUCUUUUUUCUGUACUCACAUUGGAAGUUUUUAGAUGGCACUUAAUGAUAAUGGAGUGAGUGAUAAUGCAAUGGAGUGAGCCACCCUAAUGGAUACUUCAAGGGGUAAAAGAACACGUGCACAAUUUAACCUUUUACAAAACAGUAAAGGGCAGUAACUACAGCAAAGGAAUAUAUAGAAAAUCUGAUUAUUAUGUACUGGUUUUAAUUGCAGAAACCGCAUUGAGACUCCUGUUUAUACGCACACAAAACUGAUUAUUGGUAGAAAUCAUGAGAAUGCAUUUACAUGCAGUGUUUUAACAUGAUAACUAUAAAACUUGCAUUUACAGCUUCCAGAUUGUGAAUCACAUUUCUCACUCACUGUAUUUUUAUUAAGAAGUUGGCAUAUUUUAACAGUAUCAAAAAGUUCAUGUUAUAUAAGAAACAUAUUCAUACAUUAUGCUACAGCUUAAAGAGAUCAUUUGGUCAGGGCUUGAUGAGAAAGUCGAUGGGAUGCUGGAGUAGAACUGUUUCACAUACUGUACUGUACAUUUGUCAAAUCCGGUGUUAACUGCAGACUAAUUUAGACUCAUUUACUCUUACGUUAAAGAGUUCGGCUGACUUUGUAUUGAAUUAUUUUGAUCACAAAAAUGUUCCAGCUCUACAACUGAACUGUUGUCAUAUUCAUACACUUUCUGACCUGGAAGUUUCACAUAUGGUUUCAGUCAGAUGCUUUUCCACUUCUGGAUUACUACAGUUCUCUCUGUUAAAUUGUUUUAAUGAGAACAGGCUCCUGAGUGUGGAAGCAGCCUUUCAUUUACAAAUGUAUUCUAUGAGUUAAAUCAUUUUACAAUUGUGAGAGUUGAGAUUUUGAAAUGUGAUAAACUUACGGGAUAAGAUAAAGUGGCUCAACUGACAGUGGAUGGGUGACUACGUUUGUAGCUUCAUUUGAUGCAAAUUGUGGAUUAAUCACAAAUGGCCUUCAAAGCUUUGAACCACAACAUAUAUAGUUACCAUAAUUUCAAAAGAUAAUAUUGCUAGAUUCAAUCGGGUCCAUCUCUUUCACAACCGUCUUAGGAGGUUAUAAGUUACUCAAUUUUAAUAUUGACUCAUUCAGGCCCAACUUGCCCUAACAAAGAUUUUUGUUUUUUGUGGUUUGAGCUCAUACAAUAUAAGAUGCUAUUGUUUGUCAAUCAAAGAUGUAUUAUAUAUAAUUUAAAAUCCACAUUUAUUGAAAUGCAGUUUACAGAGAUAUUUGGUGCCACACACAAGAAGUGUUUCUGUGAAUAAAAAGCACACAUCUCAGUUUGUUUUUUGUCUCUUAAAUCUUUCAUGUUCUCUGAAAAGUGUGUGUUACAUCUCUUCCUUAGAAAAAAGUCACAGUGGUUCUGAAGUUAAUGAAAUAAGGAUGGUGAUUACUUCUGUGGUCCAUGUAACAUUUCUAAAUGCAUGUUACACCAUUCUUCAUUGCAGAUGUGAAAUUACUGUGUACAAUUGAACUAUAAACUAAUUUAAUUCUACGUCUUGUACACAUCUCGUAUAUCUGUCAGCUCUUUAAGUCAGUUUGUUUAUAUUAAAAUAUAUUUUUUGAUUGCUA
Molecule: messenger RNA, 3925 nt
Organism: Scomber scombrus (Atlantic mackerel)
Lineage: Eukaryota; Metazoa; Chordata; Actinopteri; Scombriformes; Scombridae
Gene: tmem135
Product: transmembrane protein 135
Exons: 15
Coding region: 34-1455 (473 amino acids)
Source: RefSeq, a predicted model, not a curated record